This is a messenger RNA of Linepithema humile (Argentine ant), 12378 nucleotides long. Its product is annotated as serine-rich adhesin for platelets-like. The record is from RefSeq and is a predicted model, not a curated record. NCBI's taxonomy places the organism in Eukaryota, Metazoa, Arthropoda, Insecta, Hymenoptera, Formicidae.
AGAUAGAGAAGGAAGCAUACAGUCUACACGUUCAGCCAUCGCAUCUAUCCACCGUGCGGGACCCCGUUGCAAGUCGGGUAAACCGAAUAUGGUCGUGCGUCGUGUUGCGCGAGCGACGUAGAGCUCGUACGAAACGUUACGUUGCCAAGUUCAGCCUAGCUCGGCGCAGCUCAGGCUUUUUAUCUUUGUGGUUGCAUGCGCGUAAAAUCACGCAUUGAGGCAUUCCUGGCGGCCUCCUGGUGGUGCGCUCUGAGGCGGGCGAGAAACGGACCGAGGUGUCGCGAGAAGGAGCGAGCGAGUGAGUGAGAGCAAGAGAGAGGGAAAUAAAAAGAGCGAUAAAGACAGGAAGAGAGAGUGCGCGCGCGCGCGCUCGCGCUCGCGCCUUCUGCCGUUUGCGUUCCUGGGACGACGCUCGCUGAUUCCUCGGUCUACUGUAUACAUACGCGUAUGUACGAACGUGGUCAGCCGGGUUGCCCGGAAUAGCUUCAGAAUACCACGCAUUGGAACGACGACAGUGAAGGCGGACCGCUUGUCACGAGACCCGCGGGCUAAGAUGCCCGACGUAGCUAUCACCAGCAACGUCAGCACCGAGGCAGCUAGAUCACACAGCCAAGUGCAUUCCUGGUUUCCCGCGAACACAUUGUGGAACAUUUAUGCUGUCGGUUACAUUGUUAAAAACGUAUAAACUAAACUCUGAAGUGAUGUUGUUCUUAUGAUUGUGAAGUACUAUGCUUGGGAUUUUGGAACAGGAUUUGCUUAAUGGAUAGUUGCAGUGUGUUAUACAGAUGUAAAAGAAUGUUUUGAUGCAUAUGCAGUAACAAUUCUAAUGAUUAGAAUGGUAAAUAACUAUGAAGAGAACAUAGGAGAACAUUACUAUAGCAGGAUUUAUGUGUUAUUAAAACAUCAGCUGCUAUAAUUUCGCAUUUGUUUGCUACAGCAUUUGUAUAUAAUUGUAAAGCUUAUCAACUCUGGGCCAUAACUGUCAAUAUUUCUGUAAAAGUAGAUUUAAGAUCAACAUCUUAAUAUUCAUCAAUGUUGACUUUAUGAAAAAAUUGGAUCAAAUACUGCGCAAAGAUGUGUGAGCAAACGGAAAUCAACUAUCUGGAUGGAGAUGUUGUGUGGGUUAAACUGGGCGCAUGCUGGUGGCCCGGUCAAGUUACUGGAUUGGAGAAUUUGCCUGAGGAUAUUCAAACUGAAUUUAAGAAAAAGCCGAUAAUAGCUGCUGUAAAAUUUUUUCAGGAAGAUACCUAUGAAUUUGUGAAAAAUUAUCAGCAAAUCUACAAGUAUAAUUGUACGCUUAAAGACGAAUUUAUCAAAAAAGGAUUAGAUAAAUACAGGGUCAAAAGCAAGGAUGGUUCCAAUUAUAUGGACAAGUUUCCAGGCGACGUGGAAAUGGCGGAAAAGUUAACAAAUGGUAAUCCUGAUAUAUUAAACCAGGAGAAAUUCUCUCCCGCAGAGAAACCAGAUAUCUCUGCUUUGUUUGGCGAGAAAAAGAUUCCAAAGAAGAAGCGUGAUCGCGAGGAUGGACACAGACGAAGCGAUAGCACAGAAAUCAUGAGAAAAAUUACACACCCGCGCUUUUUGCGCGCAGAGAGUGACCAUGAAGUUCGCAUUCGCCAGCAGCCCAGCAGCUUACCGACGACUCCGACUAGCUCAGGUUCUCCGGUAUAUCGCUGUCAUCUUUGUAAUUUCACUUCUGGGCGUGUUAACGUGAUUAUUUGCCACAUAAAAAGUCACCGGUCUGGCGGUUCUCUGACGCCACAAUCAAAAGUAAAAACGUAUUCUCAGCCACGCAGUAGAAGUUCUGAUACAAGCACACCGAAACGAAAAUAUAUAAGGAAAGAUAAGAGUCAAUCGAGUAAAAAGAAAAGCGAGAGUGGACUAGAAUCAAAUAAACGAAAGCUGAAGCUGAAUGAGAAAUCUAGUAAGAAAAAGAAGACCGACCCGGAAUUGCGCGAAAAGUUAUUAGCUGACUGGGACGAUGAAUCUGACGAAGAAAUGAGUGUAAAUAAUUCUUUAAAUAAUUCUUUAAAGAGCUCGCCUAUAAAAAAUCAGUCAAGCAUUGACGAUAGCAAAGAAAACGAGGAGGAUGCCGAAACUACGGAGAAUCAUGAAAUUUUAACAGAAACAGAGAAAUUGCUAAAGGAAACUGAAGAAUUAUCAUCUAUACAGAUGAUACGAGAUUCGCUGGAUAACUUGCACACUUCAAAGAAUAUUCGAUUGAGUAGUUUCAAUAAAACCACAGAAUCUGAAAAUUCUGAAAAGAACGCUAAAACUAGCGGUGCAUCUAAGGAAAUAUUCAAUAAAUCACCAAAGAAAGACACUUCAAGUUCUGACGGUGAGAGCAGAAAUGUCUCCGACAAAGAUGAUAAGAAAUCACGGUUGGCAUGCUUUGAUUUUGACGAGGACGAUUUGAGCGAACCCUCUAUACCGCCUGUUCGAAAAAUUCCUAGAGUGUUCGGCGAGAAAAGUUUGUCGCUGAAAAAGGAGAUUAUCAAGGAAUUCGAAAUGAGUCAAGCUCUGAAAAAUGAAAUCAAGAGAGAAGCUGACAAGAUGUCUAAAAACAUGGAAUUAAAAGCUGACGAAAUAAUGGAAAUAAUACAAGGUAGCGACAAUCGACAAGAGAAGAAGGAAAAUAAAGCGAAUGAAAAGCCGGAGAGUAUACGUGAUAAAGCGGAAGCGAAACAACCUGAAGAUAAAAAAGAAAAGAAGAGUACGCGAUUGGAUGAAAAACCAAAAUCUAAUAUCAAUGCCUCUGAAACAGAACUCGAAAUUGUAGAAAUAUUUGAAGUUGAGAGAGAAGAUAAUGAUAAUGAACUUACUAAUAAAACCACGAAGAAGGUAUGUAAGGAUGUCGUAUCUGAUGCGUCAGUAAAAAACGCCGAUACAUCUAAGGAGAACGAAACAUCUGCAAAUGUUAAAUCUAACGAUGAUAAAUUAUUUCAGCCCAAAAAAACUGAUUUGGAGGACGUGAUUGCGGAAUUAAAUGACAGUGUGUCUACGAAAGAAGCGGACGACACUUUGUCGGAACGAUGUACGACGGAAACGGAUGAGACCGUUUCCGAAUCGGCAGAGCCUGAAAUCUCGGACAACGACAUGUUGGACCGGAAUCAAAGCGCUAAGGAUAAGCUCCCGGAAAAUCAGACAAUAAUAAAAAGAGGAAGAGGACGACCGCGCAAGAACGCAAGAUCGGUUAAUAAAGGUGCUAGUCCGGACAAAAGUCCGAAAGUGAAGGCCAGUAGAGGCAACAAGAGAUUUCGCGUGAGCGAGAGGCUCGAGAUCGAGAGAAAGACAUCGGAUUCUGACACGGAUCGAUCGUACAGCGGCAGAAGACGUAAACCGAAUAAGAAAUAUUUGGAAUCCGAUAUAUACGUUCAAGAUGCCGACUACAAAGCGUUCAGGACAGACGAGAGUCAAUCUGAGAGUGAGAGUAAAGCUGAGAAAAUCCCGACUAAAUCCAGAAGAGGCAGACGUUCGAAACGCAUCGACAGCAAGAGUAGCGAAUUCAUCGCUCAUAUGGAUAAGCAGGAGAUAGAAGUGUCCGAGACUAUUGCCGAAAACAACAUCAAUGUCUCAGCGAUCGAGACGAAGCACGAAGCACCGGAGAAUAACGUUGCAGAAAAAGAUAUAUUUUCCAAGAAAGAAGAGAAGAAAUCUGAAGAAGAGAAAGGUAAUGUACUCAAAGAAGCGAUAAAACCUUUGGACGAAACCACUGCAAAAGUUGACAUGGACGUAAGUUCGGAAAAUGUAAAAACGACGAUGCUAGAAACUACAAAUAAAACGGAGAAAUCAGAACUUAAUUUAGAUAAAACUGUAAAGAAGCUAUCGAAAGAGAAGGAAGAUUUAAAGCAAAGUAAAAAUACUGAGGAGAAUUUUAAAGAUAAGGAAAAGCUGCCAGUUGUAGAGCAACUUGAGGAUGCCAUCGAUAAAGUUGAAGAGCGAGAUGCCCCGAAGACGAGCGUGGACAAGUUGCCACCAAAAAAGUCUCAAAUAAAAAAAUUUGAAUUGUCGCAAAUAGAUUUUUUUGACACAGAUACACCGGCUAAUAAAACCGCGGAGAUUGAAUCCGAAUCUGAAAUUAAUUCUGAAUUCAAAGCUGAACCUGAGUCUCAAAAUAAUACUGAAGGAAAAUUAAGUAAAGAGAAUGAAACAGAAGUAAAAGCGACAGUAAGCAAGACGGACGAUAUUUCAAAAUUUCUAGAUGCCGAGAAUAAAACGCAAGUAAAGUUGACGAGUUCUGAAUUGCAGGAAAAAUCAGAGAAAUCAAAUGAAAAAGACCAAGAGACGCAAUCGGUCGAGGAAGCAUUGCAAAAGACGCAGAAUGUUAAUCAGGUUGAAUUAAAAUCGCCUAAAAAAUCGCCCGCAACACCUAAAGCAGCUGAUGCAAAGAUCACGCCGAAAAGUCCAACGAAAACAACGAACGAGCAAUCAACGCCGAAAAAGUCCGCCAUGCAAACGAGAUACAAAGGUAAAUUCACACCGGAGACGGGUAAGGGAAGAAAAGACAAAGAUUUGUUUUCAGAGGAGAAGCCGUCUAAUACAUAUCAAGAGGCUUUCCUAAAGACUUUACAGAUGGACAAGAAGAAGCUUAUGAUUGAGAAUGCAGCAACGUCGCCUAAGUCAAAAAGAGAAAAGAAGACCGCGAAGAAGAAAUCGGAAGAAGUCAAAGUGAAUGUUGCUGCCACAUCUACGCAAGGUAUAAAAAUCAAUGAAUUAAGCCAAGAUUUGGAGUUACCUCAAGAUAUCCAAGCUGGAAAAAAUAUAUCGGAUUUACCAGUCGUGAGUAACUUUGAAAAUAUCGAGAUAGUUGUCGAAGAGAAGGUGGAAAUCGAUCCUAAAAUUGGAGAUACAGUCUUCGAAGGUGAUGGUCAAUUUGAAUCAUCACCCAGCGAAUUUGUUAUCACAGCCAAAGCGUCGUCUCAGUCAGAGACACUUGUUGAAGAUAGCUCUAAGAGUACCUCCGAUGAUAAAAAGUUGGAUGAAACCUCGAAGACAUCCGUGCCUGCAACUUUUCUAACAUCCGAUAGCAGCGUGCCGGUGAAAAAGCGCGAAAUGCCGCGAAUAAUAGAAAAUGUCGCGUUAACCGAACCGGUACAAAUCCUGAAGACGAAACUACUCGACAAAGUGCCGCAGAAAGGUGUGAAGCACAAGCUAGAAGCAGACGUUGCGAAGAAGAGUGAGCAGAAGGGCAGCCCGAAGACAAAGAUAAUGAAGAUAGAACCUCUGUCUUCGAACAGCAAGGUGAAGACUGUUGUCAAGUCCAGUCCGGCUAUGACUCUGACUAAAAAGCUUCAAGUUCUAAAGACAGAGGAGACGGACGCGCUUCUAGAGGCACAGAACAAGGACCAAGGCGCGACGCAGACUAUCGUGGCCGCGCCAGUGACGGAGAAAUACAUACAACAGAGUUCCCAGAGUCUCGCGGAUAUGGAAUUGGACAUCAACUCGAUGCCAUUUGUUCUCAGCGAGGACGUGCUGACGCCGGAGGGUAUCGAGCAGAUGCCAGUUGUCAUUUCGUCUAUUAUACCGGCGUCCAGCUCGAUUCCUGCCACGCUCACGUUCACUCCGACCACGCAGAUAGUAUCGUCCACUCACACUCAAUUCAAAGUCACGAAUGAAACCGCCGAGACAUCGCCGACGAAAAAGAAGAGCGGCGUACCGGCGAUAUUGAAGAACAAGGGCAAAGCGAAACCGACUAUCACGAGCGUGAAAACACUGGUGCCGCCGCUCACCGGCGGCGUGAAGGGCUUGAAAUUUCAGAGCGCUCAGCCGGCCGGUAAGACGUCGACUCUCUUGGCGCAGAAAGGCGUCACGCCGGGCAAGUACGUCGUCGUGCAAACAGCGGGCGGUCAGCAGCUGCGUUACAGCGUCCAGGGGAAGCCCGGCACUCCGCAGAAGAUCGCUAUUCCGACCACCGGCAAGACGGCGGGCAACGCACAAGUGAUUCAGCAAGGCGGCAAAGUCGUCAUACUAACGUCAGGGCAGACCUGUCAGACCAAGAUGGUGCCGUUGAACAUCUCGAAGACUCUGAGCGGUAAAAUGCAGAAGAUCGUGACGAGCAAAGGCCAGCUGCUUUGCCCGAUCACUCCGCAGGGUAAUCUGAUUACCUCGAAGAUCAUCGCGCCGAAGGCUGAUGUCUCGGCUGCCGCCGCGGUCGCCGCCGCUGCUGGCUCACCAACCACAUCCAAACUAACCACUAGUGGUCACAAGAUCAUCAACACGCAAGGCAUAAUUACGUCUAAAGGUGUGCUUACUCCAAUUUCAGGUACUAUUACUAAAACAGCGUUGUUGGGCACACUGUCUCAGGGAAUACUCACAAAGGGUGGCAUCUACACUCCGAUCAGCGCCUCGGCUUUGAGCGGAAAGACCAUCAUCGGCUCGAAGACUUUGGUCACGAAAGGUGGGACGACGCUCUUGUCUCCCCAAGCUCAAAAUCUAGGCACCAAAACGAUCUUAACGCCGGUGUCUCAAACUAUCGGCGGUAAGACCAUACUGGGCACGCAAGCCAUCGUCAGUAGCAAAGGUACUAUCUUGACCCCGAUAACAGGACAACAGGUGAAAGCUAUCGCCGCCAAAAGUCCGACCAAAGGCGGCAAAGUGCAAUAUCAACCGGUACAGCAGACGAUGCAGCUGCCGAUACUGCAAAAGUCAGCGAAAAUACCGAUAUCGGCCGCGACUUCGCAGGCGAGGACGUCUGCAAAAGUACCCAGCGGCACAUUGAUCCUGCAGAACGCUGCCGUCACAACGCCGGCUCAAAAGGUCUCAUCGCAUGGCAAAAAGAUUAUCAAGCAAACCGUGAUGCAACCAGGCACCGCCAUUCAAAACAUUGCUUCGCCGAGCGGCACACAACAGACGGUGACGAUGGUGCAGCAGGUUCAAUCAAAAGGUAAAACGUCCGUGCAGAAGGUUAUUAUUCCUAGAAGCAGCGGUCGCCAGACGAAGACUCAGCAGAAGAUCAUCCUCCAAAAGGAAGUGGCUGCGUCGACGGCGCAGAACAUUCACGGGAAGCAGACGAUCGUCGCGACCGGCACCGCGCCCGUCGUCACGAAGAAACAGACAACUCCGAGAUCCGCAAAGUCUCACGGCAAGGCGCAGAAGAGUCUCGUGAACGUCGCUCUGAACUCGAUAAGCACUGCCACGACGAGCGCGAAUAUCGCCACGACCAUCGCUUUACCUCCAUUGGAGCCGAUCGACGCGGAGAAGAGGGCGAAGACGGAUGUUCAAUUUGCGGAUGCCGCUCAGAAGGAGCACGGUAAAGCUGAGAAACACCAAGCUGAAAAGAGACGACGCGAACAAGACGGAGGAGCCGAAGUGACCGCGCAGCCGCAGAUUAUGGCUCUGCCGACGGAAAGCAGCGACGGCACGCAAACCUACGUGCUGGUGACAAUCGACGAGCAGGGGCAGAUACAGCCGCUCGAUAACAACGCUCUAAUGUCGCUGGAAGGAACCACGCAGAAUCCGGAUGGUACGAGGACCUUGUACAUAGACCCGAGUUCUCUAGGAGAUUCUUCCGGUGCUCUGGAUAACAUCGUUCUCCAAUUCGACAACGGUAUCCUGCCGAACAUGCAGACGAAUGUAACGGAGGCUAGUCAGACGACGAUCAUAACCGAGAGCUUCCCCGCCUCGGGGGUGAUACAGACAUCUAAUCAGGACAUACUGGCAGCUGCCCUCGCGAACACGGACUUCCAGCAGGAGAUCAAUUUGCCGGAGAAUCAAACGGACAACGUCAUGACUCAGGCCGGUCUGACGCAGACGAGUCUCAUCAAUCAGACCAUUCUGCAGUCGACCAUUAUACCGCCCACGGAACCGAUAUCGUCGCCGUCGGUUCUGGAAACCUCAUUGACCCUGAAUCAGCCGAUCAUGACGCCGCUCGAGGUGCCGAGCAGCCUGCCGAUUCAGUCGACGAACUCGACUCCCACGUCGGUAGUCUCCACUAUACCAUCCUCCCUUGAGCUACCAAUCACAAUCACGAAUCCCAGCAUCUCCUACAUCGCUACGGGCGAGACGCAAAUUCAGAUUCCGGGUAACUCUAUGCCGGACAUCGGCGAGAUCAUAGAAAGUUCGUCGACGGCGACGAGCAAUCGUGCGGAGAUUCCCGUGAGCACUCAAUACUUGAUGAUACCGAAUCUCGAGGACAACAUUGCGGCCGCGGAGACGCAAACUGUGCAAAGUGCGGAGAUUGCGAUCACACCGUCGGCCUCGUACACAGUCGCUAUGCCGAAUAACAUAGUCCUGGAGAGCCCGCAGGUGCAAACCACUCCGUCGAUGCCGAUCAUUGACGAUUCGUACGCUGAGAAUUCACAGUUCGCCACGACGAUCGUCGCCGAGCAGACGUUCGUCGACGUGCCGGUGUCGGAGAUGCUAGUGUCCAAAGCGUCGACAAUUCCCGGGGAAAGUGCAAAGCCGCAGGAUAUCACUGUUACAUCGGAAACGGUCGUUCCCUCGCACCAAGUCUCGGCUUCCUCGCAGAAACCGAUUACGUCGACCAAUGAAUCCAAGAGCUUGGACGAGCAGCAGGACGCGACGAUGCAGGAAGCGUACUCGUCUCAGGAAGUUCCUGUUACGUCCGAGGAAUCGAUCCCGCAGCAACCGGCCAAGGAAGUUACCGCCUCGAGCACGAUGGAGACGAAAGGCGACGACAAAAAGGACGACGCGCCGAUGACUGGCUUACCGAUUAUCGACGAGACCACCUUGGUUACAUCGGAAUCGAAUUCUAGGCUAGAUUCCAUAGAACAGGUGAGCUUUGACGUGAUCGACUCGAGCAAGCUUAAAAGCGCCGAAUUGCACGAGGCGGACACGGUGGAUAAAUUGAAGCAACUAACGUUUUCCGAAGGGUCUAGCAGUAAAACUAGCUUGACGGAUGAGCAGGUAGCAGGUACAUCGAGCCAGGCGGAGAUUCAAACGGCUUCGCAAGCCGUUUUACCAGCUGAAUCGUUAAAUCCCUCUAGUGACACGGCCAUGGAGGUGGACGAAGCAGGAGAAUCGGAAUUAUACGCCGGUAGCACGACCGGCAAGCAAGACGCGAAGGAUUGUCAAAGAGACGAGCCGUCGUCGCAGGAGGAAUCGGACAGGCGUCGUCUGCGCCGGAGCAUGGAACUGCAUUUCAAUGAGGAAGAUGAGACCGCGAACGCGGAAGCUAGUCAAGAGACGCCGUCGCAGUCUCAGUACGAGCAGUUCAAUGUAGCUAUUAGCAAUGAUUCCGCGGAUUUACCUAGUCAAUCCGCCAGCAAACUGGAGAGCUCGUCGGGCGAGGCUACACAGUCUAUCGCGUACGAGCCGAUGGAAGCGGACGAGGAGGCCGUCGUGGCGGAACCGCCGACUCAGUCCUUUGAGCAUUCAAAACUCAACGAAGCGUCGCAGUCGUACGAAACCUCGGCGGAGGCCAACGUAAACGCACCGACGCAAUCUUUCACCGAGAUUGUGCAGGGUCAGGUGGAGCGGCCGAGUGCCGACGAGGCGAUCGAUGAUCAAAGCUUUCCCACGCAAAGUUACGAAGUCGAUAAAGGCGAGAGCAUGGCGGAGAAUCUAGAAACGGACGCUGAGAUCAGUCAGGAAGGCAACAUACCGUCGCAAUCCAACGACAUUGGCGCCGACGGUAUCGGCACGUCGUCUGUAUCGACGAACAAUUCGGGAAUGAACGAAGACGAGACGGCGAGCUCGUCUUACGUGCCAGAAACACCUGAGAAUCAGGAGCGUGAUCAGGAUCAGGAGAGUGCGAUAAGUACGUCAUCGUAUGAGAUACCGCCGUGCGAGGAGCUCAACAUCGCUUCCUCCAGCGUAAUACCAGACACAUCGGUCAGCGCGGAGCACGCCAGUAUUCACGAUAAUGGUGUGCCGGAUAUUCCAACCUCCUCAUCGUACAAUCUAAAUCCCGAUAUUACGUCGACUCAUCACGUCGACUCCGUGCCGUCCUCAAGUUACGAAGACCAAGUGAUAGUCGAGCAGAACGUGUCGACGUCGUAUGAGGUGCCGAUUUCGAUGCCCGGCCUAGAAGAGACCUGCUCGCAAAACUUUGUCACAGAGAGCACCGAUCAUCAUCGGAACGAGCCAACCAGCUACUACGCUCAUCACCAAGAGGUGACAGCGAGUUACUACGAAUCCGUGGAUCAGGAUGCAAACUCCCGGCUGGAGGAGGACCCGCACGAGGAGCACGUUACGCCGGGCGACUAUUACGAGGGCAAUCCGCAGGAGGUGAGUCAGAGUUAUUUCGCGCCGGCCGAGGAAACGCCCAACUACACCAGCCACGGCAUCUCGCCUGGCGGCUAUUACGACCCCAAUAGGCCCGAGAGCGAGGCGAGCCAGAGCUAUUACUCGACGGACGAUCUGGACGGCAAGACCGAGCAGUCGUCCACGUCGCCGAACAUCGAGGCGUCGCAGAGCUUCUACCAGGAGAGACCGAGCGAACUGAGACUGAGGCAGCAGGGUGAGGCCACGCCGACCUAUCCCGAGGGAUACCCGGUGGACUAUACGCUGGAGAACUCGCCGAUCGAGAGGCACGACCUCGUGGAGAGCUCGGUACCAGCCACCAGGCCUAUGGACAGGUAAUACACUGUGGGGGGCGGUGGUAACGAUAUGAGUCCCCAUGCGAAAUAGGCUAUCGGUGCUGCCUAGGCAACAGUCAACAUACAAACCCUCGAGUCUAUUUUCAAAUGUAAAUAUAUUGUCUUAAGGUAAUUGUAAUGUUAAGUAAGCGCUUAGAUUUUAAGGUGAAAUUUAGCGGUAGGUUUUAUUGUUAGGCCCCUUACGUACAAACAAAUGCAUUCGCAUACGCGCGCGCGUGCGUUUGUGCAUAUUGAAACAAGGAAAAAAUGCGAGUAAUCCGUUCUUAGGAUCCAGUACGUAACAAUUAAAAUGGAUGGAACAUUAUAUUACGGGACAAUGAAAUUAUGAUUUCUCUUCGCAUUAACAUUGUUACAGUCUCUGAUUUUAGCCGUCGUUUGAUAUGAAGAAGAAAAAGAAGUGUCCAUACAAUCGUUAUAAUAAAGUAUCAAUUUAUAUAUGAGAAAUAUAUUAUUAUUCUUUUUUUCUUUAUGAACAUAAUUAUAAAAUCAGAUAUGCAGUUUCCGAUUUUUGUCAAGAUUUCUAUGUCUAUGGAAAUGGAGCAGUGGUGAAAAUUGCAAUAACGCUCAUGCGAUAAAGAUUCUUUUCUUCUUUUUAUAUCAACAUGUUUGAAAUAUAUUCGAAUAAUCAAUGAUCAGAUAUACGUGUGAUCGCAAAAAGAAAGAAAUAAAAGUCAUAAUCGAUAUGCCAGAAUUUCACUGCUACUCCAUAAUGUCGAAUCAUAGUGUAAACAAUUGUUCAUUUAUAAUAAUUCUAAGAGGUAAGAGCUCAUGUGAUUGUAUGAAAUAAAACAACCGUAGCAAAACUAAUGAUUUACCUCUAGGUUUAUUUAAUUGGGUAACCUGAUUUACCCAACUUGACUUUGGUCUUUAACGUCUAACCGGUAAUAUUCUCGCUUGUUUGUCCUCCUGCUUAUUUUGUAAUCUGCACUUCUGACAACCGCUCAGUUUGCUACGGUCCUAAAGCAAAGAGCACAAUAUUUCCUAUUAUAUAUCCUAUGUAUACCCUGCAAUGAAAACGCGAAAAAUUAAAGCUUUUUUGAUUAUCAAAGACUUAAUUUUCGCGAAUAACUUGCGCCAUGCCUCGCUUUGCUCACAGUGUAAUGAUUCUCCAUAACGGAGGAUUCUUUGCUAUCGCUACAAAAGUGCGAGACUGAGCGAAACGAGGAUUCUUUAUUAGUUUUAUGAUUUAAUUUGUAGGGUCAGAAGUUUAUAUACAAUAUAUAUAUAUAUAUAUAUAAUAUAUAUAUAUGGAAAAUAAAAAUGCUUAUUUCACUUAUGUGUUGUGUAUUUUGUGUAUUAAUAAGGCCAUUGAUGUAAAAGAUGCGAGAGAUUUUGUUAGAAAAUCUGUCGUGUUUGAGAUAUGCUUAGACAGACAUUUAUCAUUUAACUUUUAAGCAAGAGAACUGUUGGUUAUAUUAGAGAUUGACUCACUGAACAAUAUAUAUAAGUGAUGAAAUGCGUGAAAAAGUGGCAAUUGUAAAGCAGUUGUAAAUGGUAUUCUUUUUUUUUAUUGUGCAAUCCUCAAGCAAGACAGAUUUAUCAGAGAGGAUACAAAAAUUAUAUUCUUUAUAAUCUCAUGUUACACCAAGAAUAAAAAUAAUCUUUUUAUUUCUUGUGGCGUAUUUAAUUAUGCCACAUGUGUACAUAUUAUAUUGACACCAGAGGAUGAAAGAAAUUUGUGAACUGUCAUAUUGUCGCAUUAAACAGUACUGAUAAACUCGAUUAUAGAGUGUACAAAGAGCCUGAAAAAUUUUCAAGAAUGGACUGAAUGAUUAAUGUUCUGUAAUUAUUCUGAAUUCUUUAGAUACACACAUAUAUA